Linum trigynum is the source of this 1554-nucleotide messenger RNA. The record is from the annotation of a GenBank genome assembly. NCBI's taxonomy places the organism in Eukaryota, Viridiplantae, Streptophyta, Magnoliopsida, Malpighiales, Linaceae.
UCUGCGCGUUCCCCAUUUUCUGUGCCGCAUUCUCCUCCCUCUUAACCCUAGCUCAGCUAGUUUGAUAUGGUAUCAGAGCGGUUACUGAUCCAGUAACCUUUCAUGGCGACUCCACCCAAUACUCCUGGAGGAGGCAUUCCUUUUGGUUCUUUUUCUGGAAUGAGCUCAGGCGUAGCAGGAGUCUCUAACAACAACAACGAACGCCCAGAUCCCCAAUUUGGUAAUCCCUUCUAUAUCAACCCUAAUGAGAAUAUUUCUCAAGCUAUAGUCUCAGAAGUACUCGAUGGUCCUAAUUAUCAAAUGUGGCAGCGAGCCAUGAGGAUGGCACUCAAAACCAAACACAAGAUCGGGUUUAUAGAUGGUUCAAUUGUGUCUCCAGGAGUUGGAAACCCUAAUUAUAGUACUUGGGAUGCCUGUAAUACUCUUGUACUGUGCUGGAUUCUGAAUUCUGUGGACAAGGAGAUAAGAAGAAGUGUUAUGCAACAUGAUGUUGCUCAAACCUUAUGGGAAGAGCUCAAAGCUCGUUUUGGGUAUGCUAAUGCAAUUAAACUUUCUAAUCUGGGUGAUCAAAUUAUUGCUUGCAAACAAGGAACUAUGAAUGUCACUCAAUACUAUACUGCUUUAAAGGGUUUAUGGGAAGAACAUUUGCAGUUCAAUCCUAUUGUGGACUGUAAUUGUGCUCCUCAGAGGACUCAACCUUGUGCUGCAGUUGAAGCCUUCAAGCAGAAGCAGGAAACAUAUUACCUCAUCAGGUUCUUGAAAGGUCUUCGCCCUGAGUUUGAUGUUGUUCAUACUCAGAUCUUGAUGAUGAAGCCUUUACCCACAGUAGAGGUAGCAAUCAAUGAUGUGCUACAGCAUGAGCAGAAGCUGAAGGCAGAUAAAAGUGUUACCAGGGGAGUGCAAUCAGUUGCUCUAGCUGAACUAGGUGACAAUCCAGAUGAGAAGAAGUUCUGUCGUUACUGCAAAAAGGAGGGUCAUGUUAAGGAAGAAUGCUGGAAGCUGAAAAACAAAAAGCUUAGGAUGGCUGGGGGAGUAGCUGCUGCUGUUAAUCAAGGAGAGCACUCUAAUGAAAGUGACUCAACUGGUUCAGACCCUAAACACAGCUCAGACUCUAGGAGUGUUUCAUCCAAGGAACAAGUUCAAUUUUCUUCUGAAGAACUCAACAAGUUGAAGUAUCUGUUGCAGUCAAUUCCAUCUCCUAGUCCCUCUCCACCAGCAUCACCUUCUGUCAAUCAUUUGGCUUUUUCUGUUGCUCACAGCAUGUCUCAGUUCCCAAGUCAUGCUCUCAUCAUUUAUGCAUCACAAGGCAGAACAUCUUGCUCAUACUUGGAUUUUGGAUACUGGGGCAUCUGAUCACAUUGCCUGUAAUAUUGCUUUAUUUGCUGAAGCCUUAGCAGUUAAGGAUCAAUUUGUCUAUAAACCUAAUGGGACUAAGGUUGUAGUUAGUCACAUAGGAAAGGUUAAGUUAUCCCCAGACCUUACCUUAGACAAUGUCCUUCUUGUGCCAAGCUUCACUUUCAAUCUCAUUUCAGUUAGUAAACUGACAAAUGAUCA